Molecule: messenger RNA, 2073 nt
Organism: Phragmites australis (common reed)
Lineage: Eukaryota; Viridiplantae; Streptophyta; Magnoliopsida; Poales; Poaceae
Product: cyclin-D3-2-like
Exons: 3
Coding region: 285-1400 (371 amino acids)
Biological process (GO): mitotic cell cycle phase transition; regulation of cyclin-dependent protein serine/threonine kinase activity
Cellular component (GO): cytoplasm; nucleus; cyclin-dependent protein kinase holoenzyme complex
Molecular function (GO): cyclin-dependent protein serine/threonine kinase regulator activity
Source: RefSeq, a predicted model, not a curated record
ACUCCGGUCCUCCCCCCUCUUCGUCUUCUUCGCAUACCCCCAAUAAAACCUCCCCUUUCCCUCUUCCCCUCGGAUGCUCAUCUGUCUUCCCCUCGUCACUCCCCACGCCACUCAAAGACCAAGAAAAAGGACUUCUCCUAGCUGCAACCUCACUCACUCACUCGCCAUGGAGGAGGAGAUGCCGCUGCUCUCCUCUUCCACCUUCGCCACCGCCUGAGCUCGCUUUGUUCACUCCAUUAGUAGUGAGGCCCAGUGUUGCUGCUGCCAAGAACGUUCUUGGUGCCAUGGCUUUCGCCACCCUGUUCGACCCCCUCUACUGCCCCGAGGAGCACCUCGAUCUGUACCAAGAACCCGGCGAGGACGAGGAGCAGCAGCAACGGCAGCGCGCGGCGGCUCUUGACGACGAGCUGCCGGCGCUGCUCGAGGUGCUCAGGGGGAAGGAGGGUGUAAUGCUGGUGGCCGAGGGCGAGGAGGACGGGUACGGAGGCGCGGCGGGGCGGGAGGCUGCGGUCGGGUGGGCGUGCCGCGCCGCGGCGAGGCUCGGCUUCUCCGCGCUCACUGCCGCGCUCGCCGCGGCCUACCUCGACCGGUGCUUCCUCGGCGGCGCGCUCCGGCUGGGCGGCCGGCCGUGGAUGUCGCGGCUCGCCGCCGUCGCGUGCGUCGCUCUCGCCGCCAAGGUCGAGGAGACGCGCGUGCCACUGCUCCUCGACCUCCAGCUCUGCGCCGCCGCCGAUGCCGACGCCGGCGAGGCGUACGUGUUCGAGGCCAAGACGGUGCGCCGGAUGGAGCUCCUCGUGCUCUCCGCGCUCGGAUGGCGGAUGCACCCCGUCACGCCCUUCUCCUACCUCCAGCCCCUCCUCGCCGACGCCGCCGUGCGCCUGCACCACUGCGAGAGCGUCCUGCUCGCGGUCAUGGCCGAUUGUAGAUGGUCUCGUCACCGGCCGUCAGCAUGGGCCGCCGCCGCGUUGCUUGCUACCGCCGGCAGCAGCGACAACGACGUCGAGCUCCUGGCGCUCAUCAAUGCCCCGGAGGACGAGGUCGACGAAUGUGCCAAGAUCAUCUCCGAGUCGAUGGACAUGAACUUCCUGGCCGUCAACGGCGACGGCAGCAUUGGCAAUAAGCGGAAGCACGCGGCGGCGCGGAUGUACUCGCCCCCGCUUAGCCCGAGCGGCGUGAUAGGCGCGCUGUCCUGCUUCAGCUGCGAGAGCUCGUCGUCCGCCAGCGCGGACUCCCGGUCCCCGGCGACGGUCGCCGCGUGGCCGCUCGCGGCGCCUGUGUCCGUGUCGUCCACCCUGGAGCCUCCUGGCCGGCCGCCUAAGCGCGCGGCGUCCACUGCUGCGCUCCCGCUUCCACCUGACGAGGAGAGCCGCGACGCCUGGCCGUCCACCUGCGCCGCGUGACGCAGCUCCAUCGCCACCGCCACCGCACGGCGCGGCCGCUCGGUAGAGCGAGCGGAGAUAAAGACCAAGAAAGCCAUUGCCAUGAAGAGGAAACAAGCAAAGAUGUAAUGUUUGGUUGCUUAUGGCAGCACAUUUUGCAAUGAUGGUUCUCGUUAGGGAGGGGAUGGAGAAACUACCUUGAACUGGAGAUGGAGGAAGAUAAUUACUACUGUAGGAGAUAAUUAGCCGUUGGAAUCAACGGUAGGGUUAAGGUUAAUUGCAAAGAUGGUUCUUGUCUUGUUCUUGUUGGGAUUGGGUUAAGUUGAAGCUGAAGCAUCAGCGAUUCAGGGAAGGAGGGAGAUGGAGGCUAGCUUGCUUGCGCCUUGCCUUGCCAGCCAAACGCAGAGCAACGGCAGGGGGGGGGGGGGGGUGUCUUGUCCUGUCUGCUGCUGCCGGUACCAGUACAGUGCUGCUAUGGUUGCGUACAGUGCUGCUAUGGUUGCUUCUCUCCUCCGUCCCGCUCUCUCUCUCUAGACAGUGACACAUUUGGCCUUGGCCUUUCAUCAAUGUGGCCUACUCCCCAUGAACAAUGCUUGAAGGAUGAGCCUCCAUUAAUGUCCUCCUUUGAAUAACUAAAAAGGAGUAUUUGCUUCUUAUUUGAUGUAAAUGUUGAUGCCCCACUCUCUCUCAAUCC